Pimephales promelas (fathead minnow) is the source of this 3018-nucleotide messenger RNA. RefSeq names its product endosulfine alpha b (gene ensab). Gene Ontology annotation, cellular component: cytoplasm. Gene Ontology annotation, molecular function: protein phosphatase inhibitor activity. The record is from RefSeq and is a predicted model, not a curated record. NCBI's taxonomy places the organism in Eukaryota, Metazoa, Chordata, Actinopteri, Cypriniformes, Leuciscidae.
GAUACUGAACACCGUGGGUGGAUCGGAUCGGGCACGAAGAGACAGCAACAUUUACUCUUCAACACGUUGAUUAAGCAGCAAACCCCGAACAGACAUGUCAUCAGAUAACCAGGACACGGAGACGCAGAUGGACGAGAAUCAGGAAUCUCAGGACACAAACUCAAACCCAGUGCGGAAAGAGGACAAUUUGAAAGUGAAGUAUCCCCAUUUGGGUCAAAAGCCAGGUGGCUCUGACUUCCUGAUGAAGAGACUGCAGAAAGGACAAAAGUAUUUUGACUCAGGAGAUUACAACAUGGCAAAGGCAAAGAUGAAGAACAAACAGUUGCCUGCCGCAGCCGGUCCAGACAAGAACAUCGUUACCGGGGAUCACAUUCCAACCCCACAAGACCUUCCGCAGAGAAAGUCCUCAUUGGUUACAAGUAAACUUGCUGGCUAACAUCACCCGGAGGUUUUGAAUAAAUCCUCUUAGCAAACUUCCAAAACCUCCCCAGCCCCACCAGACCAGCUUCAUCAGGACUGGUUAUCAAUUUAUUUUGUUUCAUUUGUUUUCAUUUGGGUGUUGAGUUUUGCUGUCACUUUCGUGUAACUUCAGUAGGUCUAACCAACCCAGCUCUGUUACCCUCUUCAGUGUCCCACAUAUGGUAGGGAAAAACUAAACCCUCUGUAUUCCAGACCCCAGUUGAGCAUGAUGCACUUUAAUCCGUGUACCCUGUACAUCAGUCAUAUUAUGAACAAAACCCUGAAGACUUCACACAUCAAAAUGAUGUUUGAUGCUUUUAAAAGUGUCCGAUAAUUUGAAAAUGAUUUAAGAUUGUUUUAAAAGGCAUUAUUUUACAUAGAUGAUACUUAGAUAAUACUUGACUAAUAAUUAGAUAAUACUUGACAGCCAUUGGCCCCAGAUGUACAUUGGCAGCCCUCUAAUCAUUCGCAAUGACAAAAGAAUGAAUGUUUUAUGAGAAUUUCUUUGAGAAAGUCAGUGAACAAGUGGUUAGAGCAAAAGUUUUAAAGAGUGGCUGGUAGGGUGUGUAGCCUUCAUCACCUCUUCUACCUCUCGCUCUCUAAGAAUGGCUCAGUUUAACCAAAUAACAGCUGCUUAUGACUGAAUGGUCUUACUAUUCUCAGCCUUACCUUCCAUGGUAGGAUCUGAGCAAGCGGUUCCAAUCGGGCUGAUUAGAUUAUUGUAAUCAUAGCUUUUGGGUGCAAACAGAGAAUGUUGUAAUUCACUGAUAGUAGCCAAGAGCAGAAACGGUCUUUGUAUGUGGCAUGAUAAGGAAAGGGGCUUAAGAAAAUUGUUGUCAUAGCAUAUGUUAUGCUUCAAACUUUUUGGUAUGUUUAUAAUAAGUAGUGGCUAUUUGUGUUAAUUAAAUCUCACUGGCAUCGGGAGUCAAUCUGCUUUCAUGUACACUAUCAGCAGCGUGUUUAUUAAUGGGAUUAUUUUGUUAUAUCCAACACGUAUAUAGUAUGAUGCACAUGACCCUUUUGAUCAUCAGAGAUGCAAUCAUCUUGUCCGUCUUAACAAUGUGAGUCUAUUUGGUCCUAAAUAUCUAUAUUUGAAGGAUUGAGGUGUAGAUGGAAAUUUUCAGAAUGGAGCAUCACCAUUGGUUCAAUAUUUGUAAAAUAUGUCAGAUUUAAAUAGUAAAAUGCUCUAUUUAAACUUGGACACAGUAACAUGUUUAAACAAAAGAAUUGGAAAAUAUUAGGCCUACCCAUAUUGCUUUGACAUGCAGCUUAUUAUUGUGGUUUCAAACCAACAAAUGACUGACUAUCAUAUCCUAUGACUCAUUUUUGUUUGUAUUAUCUGUGGUUUUUAAAGAGAUACCUUUUCUCAUCAUUUAGCGAAGUGUUCUUCUCCAGAAGGCAUGAGUCGAUAAACCUCUGUAGUUUCUUCAAAGUUUGUAAAUCAUUUGGAAACUUUGUAGUGGAUCUUAACUGCUCAUUUAUUCCAGGUUAUAACUUAUAAGUCAUUGUGCACUCUUAAUAGAGUCCUAGUAUGAAUAUAGAUACCCUUUCAGGGAAAUCUAGACUCGACCUAGGCAGUUUUACAGUCCAGGUGUCUAAUUCAGGAUUUGUCUAAUCAAGUUGCCCCUUCUAAAACCAUACCUGCCUACACGUGGCCUGAAGACUUCAAAGAAAAUGUGUUUAGCCAUAUGAAGCUAACAAUAAAACAUGUAUAUUAAUGCAUGUUAUUCUUGGUACACACACACACCAUAUAUAUAUAUAUAUAUAUAUAUAUAUAUUGUACCGUCACUAUGUAAAUUUCACAAAUGGUGAAUUACAUUUAAGGGAUUGAAUGUGUUUUUUUUUUUUUCCAUAUAUGGUUGAGGUGCUGGUGGCAGUUGGCAAUACAUCAGGGAAAUAUGAUGGUCUUGCACUUAGUAUUUGUCACUCAGUGGUAUGUGUGGAUGUACAAUGUUUCCUUUGAGGAAUGCAUUAUUGCACAAUGCUAGGAGAUAAUCUUAUUUUGUGCUGCAGCCAAAUUGUAAAUAGUCAAACUGUGCAUCUGGUGUCAUAUUUGUGCAAUUUGUUAAUAUCAUGUGUCUGAAUCUCUGCUUUUUAAUGCAACAUGACAGGAAUAUCAUCCAACUAGUGUGAGACAUGUAAAUAUGGGGAUUAAGGAUUCUUGCAUUGUAAUUAAAGGAAUCUUCGUAAUUGAAUGGAUUAGAUUCAGACAGGUCUGAACUGAAAACCUUCCACUACUACAAUGUGAUGUUCAUGUAACAUUAACUGUAAGCAUUUAAGACAUCAAUUUAAGGCUUUCUCGCUAUAUAAAAAUAUAUUCAUGAUUUGCAUACUAUGAAGCAUUUGAUGUUUAAUUAUUUCUAUGUUUCAUCCCCAUAUGCAUUAUUAUUUCAGAUGUUUUGCUUUAAUUAAGUUGUGUUUGAUAAUGGAUUUCCAGAGUCAUCAGGUUCCUUAUUAUAUUUACACAGAAUGGUGGCUAAUAAUGAAGCAAAGAUAGAUGUUUAAAUCAAUAUUGGAGCUGCCUGAACUUCAAAUAAAGUUUUACAUUAAUAGCAAAAA